Messenger RNA from Carassius gibelio (silver crucian carp), 5094 nucleotides. Its product is annotated as DNA excision repair protein ERCC-6-like. NCBI's taxonomy places the organism in Eukaryota, Metazoa, Chordata, Actinopteri, Cypriniformes, Cyprinidae. Gene Ontology annotation, molecular function: ATP binding; DNA translocase activity; protein binding. The coding region runs from base 86 to 4963 and encodes 1625 amino acids. The transcript has 4 exons. The record is from RefSeq and is a predicted model, not a curated record.
ACCGCAUUCAGGUUGGAGACUGGAGGCUGUAGACUGAUAGAUACAUAUGCCGUUAAAUGAAAGUCCCUAAAAAAUAAACGCAAAUAUGCCGAGCAAUAAAGUUGAAGAAAUCACGGACAAGUUAGAGAGCUGUCUGUCUAUAGACACAAAGAAGAUGGACAAAUACAACAGGUAUCAACAGGAAGGGAAGGAGGCUGUCAAGCGUGAUGAUCUGCCUCACGCCCUUAAGCUGUUUCAACUGGCUUACCAGCUGCAGCCGAGUGACAAGCUGAAGAAACGGAUCCAGGCCAUAGAGGAUCGCAUUCAGAGAGAUGUGGAGGAAGAUGAGGAAGAGGAUGAAUUUGUGGAUGUGAAUGAUAGUGGAUUGAAGCUUUAUAAAGUGCUUUACAAUCAAUUGUAUGACUAUCAGAAAGAGGGUGUGGCAUUCCUGUACAGUCUCCACCGCGACGGAAGGAAAGGAGGAAUCCUGGCUGACGACAUGGGCCUUGGCAAGACCAUUCAGGUCAUUUCAUUUUUGUCAGGAAUGUAUGAUGCAGAGUUGGCCAAUCAUACCCUGUUAGUCAUGCCUACCUCACUCAUACAGAACUGGGUACGUGAGUUCAAGAAGUGGUCUCCUGGCAUUAGGGUGAAAGUGUUUCACGGUACCAACAAAGCUGAGCGGAACAGGAACCUGGAGCAAAUCCAGCGCAGAGGAGGAGUCAUCAUUACCACCUACCAGAUGCUCAUCAACAACUAUGAGCAGCUUGCAUCAUAUGAUCAAUGUAAGUUCGAAUGGGACUAUGUCAUCCUGGACGAGGCCCAUAAAAUCAAAACCCCAUCCACUAAAACUGCUAAAAGCGUUCGUGCCAUCCCCGCACAACACCGUGUGCUACUUACGGGCACUCCAGUUCAGAAUAACCUACAAGAGAUGUGGGCUCUGUAUGAAUUUGCUUGCCAGGGGUCGCUUCUGGGAACCUACAAAACAUUCAAAACAGAGUAUGAGAAUCCCAUCACACGUGCAAGGGAGAAAGACGCCACUCCAGAAGAGAAAGCUCUUGGACUGAAGAUUUCCCAGAACUUGAUUGACAUCAUCAAACCUUAUUUUCUCAGGCGGACCAAAGCAGAUGUUCAGCACAAAAAGGAUAAACGUGAAGAAGGCUAUGAAGACGAGGUAGAUCAAGAGAACCAAUGUCCAAAUGCUGGCAAAGGCAUUGAAAUGCCAUCGUUAACACGAAAGAACGAUCUCAUCGUGUGGACGUACCUCAACUCGAUUCAGGAGAACAUUUAUAAACAGUUCACCUCACUGGACCAUAUUAAGGAGUUGCGGACGACUAACAGAUCGCCACUGUCUGAGCUUGUGGAGUUAAAAAAGAUCUGUGACCAUCCCAGGCUCCUGUCUAAUCGAGCUGUGACUCAACUAGGCCUGGAGCAAAGUUCUGCCUCUAUCCAUCCAUCCGACCUCUCAGAUGAGACUUUGGUUGCAGAGUCAGGGAAGCUGCAGUUUCUCGUAUCUCUAAUGGAAUGUCUCCGUGAAGAGGGCCAUCGGACCCUGAUCUUCUCCCAGUCAAGGAAGAUGUUAGAUAUCAUAGCGCAUGUCCUGCUUAAAAGAAACUUUCAGAUUCUGCGCUUGGAUGGCACAGUGACGAAACUGGCAGAAAGGGAGAAGCGUAUCAAGUUGUUCCAGACAAAGAAACGCUACACAAUCUUUCUUCUCACCACUCAGGUUGGUGGAGUCGGCGUCACGUUAACCGCAGCAAACCGUGUCGUGAUCUUUGACCCCAGCUGGAACCCUGCAACAGAUGCUCAGGCUGUGGACCGUGCCUACCGAAUUGGCCAAUCCAAAAAUGUCAUCAUCUAUAGACUCAUCACCUGUGGCACUGUGGAGGAGAAAAUCUACCGCAGACAGGUGUUUAAAGAGUCUCUCAUCCGGCAGUCAACCGGCGAUAAAAAGAACCCUUUCCGUUACUUUAGUAAGCAGGAGCUGCAUGAACUGUUUAAUCUCGAAGACACACGCUCGUCCACCACUCAGCAGCAGCUUCAGGCAAUGCACGCACACCACCGCCGCUCUGACACAAGCCUGGACCAGCACAUCGCUCGCCUUCAGACCAUGGAGAUGUGUGGCAUCUCUGAUCAUGACCUCAUGUUCACUAAAGAGGUGGCAGCUAAUGAAGAUGACCCAGAGGAUGAAGAGUCACAUAAGUACAUACAAACACGUGUCCAGAAAGCACAAGAGCUCAUGCAGGUGGAAUCAGAACUGCAUUGCCAGUUCAAGGACAACGUGGCCCAGAACAUCGAACCUGCUCAAACAGGGCAACUGAAAUCUGCUAGAAGAGACUUCCCAGCCCCUCCAUGUAUCAAAAACAAGCUGGUGACAGUGGAUGUGACAUAUGACUUCUUUGAUGAGCCAGAAAUAGAGGAAGAUGAGCAGAACUUUCCAAAAGUUGAGGAUGCAGAGAUGGAAAAUGUUAGUGAAGAAGAACAAAUUGUAGAUAAAGAAGACCAAGUGAAAACUGAGUCGCCUUGGUCUGGUGGAGAAAGAAACGUGCAAGUUAGUCCUGCUGCUGACAAGCUAGCUGAUACUGUCAUCACGCUGGAUGACAGUUUAGAUGAGGAGGAUGUGUUGUAUGAUAAUGGAGCAUCAGAGAAACGAAAAUCUGUUCACGACAUGCCAAGUACUUCUUGCCAUUUUCCAAAGUUGGAAGAGCUUUCGAUAGCAUCUGAUGCUGUUGAUAACCAAGAGGUCCAGGUGGACAAGCCCAAUUCAAUGAUUUUUUCGUCACCUCAAUCUCCACAUGAUGCCACAGCGGGAGAGUCUUUUAAAGCAGAUGUGGAAAUGCUUCAGGGAAACUUGCAGCUAGAGGACAGUGCAAAUAUGUUCUCUGUUGAAGAAGAGGAAGGAUGUGAUGUGGAUGAAUCACUAGCAGAGGAAAGUCCUGAGUUUCAGCUUCAGAUGGAUGUCAGUGGAGAAAGGCUGGAAGAAGCAAGCAUCCAUGAAAGCAGCAGACAUUAUGGUAAACCAAACAAUGGUGAAAUCAGUAAAUGCAACGACAGUGAGAUCUUCAAUCCUAGCAUUUGUGAAGUCAGCAAGCAUGAAUCUCUUCUGACAAUCCGUUCUACUCCGGAUACACCUUCGGAAGACUCAUUUGUGCAUUCAGUUCGGAAUAGGAAAAGGCAGAUAAUUUCUGAUACUGAUGAAGAAGAGGAGGAUUCAGAAAAGCCAUGUAUAACAGGCAGCCCAUUGGCUGAUGGUCUCAACAGGCUGGGUUGUUUAACACCAAAAUCCACUUUGACUGAUAGUAGCCGACUCUGGCACAGCCUGAACACUUCUGUGGCAUCAAGAAGGUCCUUCAUAGUGUCCAUGCUGGAGAAUGACUCUGAUGAGGAGUCAGAAGAGCCCAGUGAAAAUAAAACCAAAUCCUAUGAGACCUCUGAAGCCAGUAAAACUCAUGCAGAUGACUCCGUGGUGGAAGAUGAUGAGCAGAGUGGAGGCAAAACCAAAUCCUAUGAGGCCUCUGAAGCCAGUGAAUCUCAUGCAGAUGACUCCGUGGUGGAAGAUGAUGAGCAGAGUGGAGGCAAAACCAAAUCCUAUGAGGCCUCUGAAGCCAGUGAAUCUCAUGCAGAUGACUACAUGAUGGAAGAUGAGGAGCCCAGUGGAGGCAAAACCAAAUCCUAUGAGGCCUCUGAAGCCAGUGAAACUCAUGCAGAUAACCCCGUGGUGGAAGAGGAGGAGCCCAGUGUAGGCAAAACCAAAUCCUUUGAGGCCUCUGAAGCCAGUGAAACUCAUGCAGAUGACUCCGUGAUGGAGGAGGAGGAGGACAGUGGAGGCAAAACCAAAUCCUAUGAGGCCUCUGAAGCCAGUGAAACUCAUGCAGAUGACUCCGUGGUGGAAGAGGAGGAGCCCAGUGUAGGCAAAAACAAAUCCUUUGAGGCCUCUGAAGCCAGUGAAACUCAUGCAGAUGACUCCGUGGUGGAAGAUGAUGAGCAGAGUGGAGGCAAAACCAAAUCCUAUGAGACCUCUGAAGCCAGUGAAACUCAUGCAGAUGACUCCGUGGUGGAAGAUGAGGAGCCCAGUGGAGGCAAAACCAAAUACUAUGAGACCUCUGAAGCCAGUGAAACUCAUGCAGAUGACUCCGUGAUGGAGGAGGAGGAGAACAGUGGAGGCAAAACCAAAUCCUAUGAGGCCUCUGAAGCCAGUGAAACUCAUGCAGAUGACUCCGUGAUGGAGGAGGAGGAGGACAGUGGAGGCAAAACCAAAUCCUAUGAGGCCUCUGAAGCCAGUGAAACUCAUGCAGAUGACUCCAUGAUGGAGGAGGAGGAGGACAGUGGAGGCAAAACCAAAUCCUUUGAGGCCUCUGAAGCCAGUGAAACUCAUGCAGAUGACUCCAUGGUGGAAGAUGAGGAGCAGAGUGGAGGCAAAUCCAAAUACUAUGAGACCUCUGAAGCCAGUGAAACUCAUGCAGAUGAAUCAGCAAUGGGUGAAGAGGAACCCAAUGGAGAUAAAACCAAAUCCAUUCAAAUAUCUGAAGCCAGGGAAUCACAAACUGAUGAGUUGGUGGUGGAAGAAGAGGAACCCAGUCAAGAGACUUUAAACUCAGAGGAGUCCGAAGUUCAUGAAGAGCUUGAAGAGAUAGAAGAAAGUGUAGAUUCAGGAAGAUACCAGGAGGAAGAAGAAUGGCACAGCGCCCUGUUUGAAUCCACUGUUGAAUUUGAACAAGACUCCAAUGAAAUGAUAGACCAGUGUGCCCCUAAAACAUUCCCUCCGUUAACACACAUUCUUCCUGUUAGUUCCACAAGCAGUGAUGUGACUACUUCUAAACCCUCUGAGAACACGUAUGAGAUGCUGGUCCUCUCUGGGAAACAGUGUUUGGCAGAAGGGAGGAAGCAAGAGGCUCUGGAUUUCUUUUUAAAGGCCAUAGACAUUAAUAUUGGUGAUGCUGAGAUCCAGCUAUUGAUUAUCCAUUUGUACAGGCAACUUAGACAAUAGGGAAAUUAAAACAUGCAGCUAUUAAAAGAUUCCUCUGAAUGUUAUUUUUUACUUAGAUUUGUAUGUUUCUUUGGUUUCAAAUGAUCAUAUUCUUAUACAGUAUGUACAAUAAUAAAAAAAUAAAAAAAACA